Molecule: messenger RNA, 2502 nt
Organism: Fusarium pseudograminearum CS3096
Lineage: Eukaryota; Fungi; Ascomycota; Sordariomycetes; Hypocreales; Nectriaceae
Exons: 1
Coding region: 1-2502 (833 amino acids)
Source: RefSeq, a predicted model, not a curated record
AUGGCACAAGAGGUUGCCGCCCAAGGAACUCUUGUUAGCAGGAAUGAGCUGCUUGGCUUAGCUGAUAACCAGCGCUACCAGAUUGAGCAGUACGAGAAGAUCGUGCGCUUGCGGGAUGCCAUUCUUUCUGGUCAACAUCCGACCAUCAAACCUUCUAACCUCAAUGCAUCUACAAACUCUUCUUCUGCUCGACCGAUAGAUAUCUCGAGUUCACAUGGCGCGUCAAACAAUCAAUCAGACAAGCGACAGCAGGUUGGCGUUUCUGCCCCUGCUUCCAGUAGCAGCGCAAAGAACACCAAACCGUACGGAACGGGGUCGACCAAGAUCGACCCCAUCUUUCUAGAGAAAUCUGACGACCUGGUUAAAGCAGAGUUGCGAUUGCAGAGACAAAAGCUGGAACGUGUUUUGAAAGAUGAGGUUGAGCAAAAAAAGGCUACUACCAAGAGCGCAGUUCAAGGAGAACCUGUUGUUGAAUUCGAUCUUAGUCAGGUUUUGUCCGAAGCCUUGACACGCGUUCAGAGUACCACGGUGCCUGACACUACUGUUUCUGCUGCUGAUGCUACUAACCUCGAUAAUGCAAGUGACUCUUUCGAUGACAACACUUUCUACUCGUCUCAGCACAAUACGCCAUCCUCCGUUCUGACUUCCCGCGUUCGUAACGAAUCCGAAGAGGCACAGGUACCAGCUUCGGAGCCGCGACCGCCGAUGAACUACCACAGCAAUGCCAUUUUGCAAAACCGACCGACUGAUACUGAACAAAUUCAUCCUGAAGCGCGGAACCGUCCACAGCCUCAACCAUAUUCGAAUCCAGCAACCUUCGCUGGUAGCUUUGGCGCCGACAGUACCACACGGCCUGGGCAGGUUCCGGGCCUUACGGCUUAUAUUGAAGACAAGACCGGUCCUAGGCAGGAUGCAAGUGCUGGACAAACUCUGAGUAAUCUGGAUAUUGAUAGGCAUAGGGGCAAUUAUGGAUCUGCUCAGCAGCCGCCCCGUGAACAGUAUAUUGACAGCCGUCCCCCCUCUCCGCUGAGGAGAAUCAACGUCAGGUCGUCUCACGAUGCCCACACUUCGCCAUUAGCGAAUGCCAGACGACGGCCCCUGGCUCCUGAAGCCACCUCAGCUUCGUCCACGGGUACUCCCGCCCAAAUUGCUGCUCUCAGAAAUGAACCAAUUGCUGUGACCAGUCCUGAAAGUUCGCCUCAAGGUGGACCAGCUUCAGAAAAAGAAAAGAGGAAGACAAAGAAGAAAAAGAGAAAGGCUGACAGGCAAGCACCAGAGGCUGAACCAACCCCUUAUAUCAAGCCAGAACCCCGUUCCCCAUCUCCCUUGAAUGCUCCAUCCUACAUCCGCCCAAAUAAGCGUCAAAGGUACACUCAACAGCAACCAGAUGAACCUGGCUACGAAGAAAUUCGUUACGAGCCACGCCCUGCUCAAUAUCUACCAGAGCUUCCACACAUUCGCCAAGAGAGAGAUGACCGAAUGCCAAUAAGUUAUGAAAGAGUAGGCUUUCCUUCCCAACGUGCAGCAAGCACUGCUGUUCCCGGAGGUACUGUCUACAGGCGAGAGUAUGCCGACGAUCGAUAUGUUCAAGGAGGAUCAUAUGCUGUUGAGCAGUCUCCGCUUGUUCCAGCUCACCAUCAGAGACAGUCAGUUGGCGGAACGGCCGGUCCUCAAGUUCGUCCCCAUGACACUUAUCAACAACGCCCAUCGUGGCCCUACUCGGGAGGGCAUGAAGCGUCUCCGUCCGCGUUAAGGGGAGAAGGCGACGUAUUUAUGACACCUCAUCGACCGCCGCCUACUCGGAUCAUCGUAGAUGCCUACGGGCGUGAGUAUAUCGAGCCACCUCGUCCGACCAUUAUUCGGCAGUCCGCUGCGCCCCAUGCUCGAUCUGGGGAACCUGAGGUCAUUUACGAACGGGCGCCGCCUCGAAGGCCUCAAGGGGCGGAGACAUAUGAUGAAGGUGGUGCAGUCUAUCGCAGACGGUCACCGUCGUAUAUGCCUAGACGAGUUGUUACACAGCCCGAGUACAUCUCGCAAGAUUAUAGAGAUCAGCGGCUGCAUGAACAGCCGUCACGGCCAUUGGGCCACCCAGGGGAAUUUGUUGAAGUGAUGGCACCUCCAGAGCGGCGUCGUUUGGAAGACGGGACGAGGGAAUACAUUACAAGGCCGCCCAGUGUGCGACCUGCGGAGCCUGUCCGCUAUGAAGUCGCCCGGGACUAUGGACGACUGCAGAGUGUGCGACCCGAGGUACCCGUACGUCAAUAUGCGCCCAGUGUCCACCCGGAGAACCGCCGCGAGGCCGCACAGCCGUACGGGCGAGAAUACGGUGCCUUGCCUGUGGAACAAGGGGUUGUCAGACAAGAGUACAGCACGCGGCCUGUGGAGCGGUACUACAAUCAACAGAUGCGAGGUGGAGAGGAGAUUGCUUUUAUUGAGCAACCGCGUGGAGCAACUCAAGAGAUUGUCUAUGCUGAUGAUGCGAGGAGGGAGGUUUACCGCUGA